Messenger RNA from Ruditapes philippinarum (Manila clam), 1277 nucleotides. RefSeq names its product borealin-like. Gene Ontology annotation, biological process: mitotic sister chromatid segregation. Gene Ontology annotation, cellular component: chromosome, centromeric region; chromosome passenger complex; spindle midzone. The transcript is spliced from 10 exons. NCBI's taxonomy places the organism in Eukaryota, Metazoa, Mollusca, Bivalvia, Venerida, Veneridae. The record is from RefSeq and is a predicted model, not a curated record. Bases 123 to 968 code for a protein of 281 amino acids.
GACGACUAGACGCUUUCAAACUUCCAAGCGUUUAUUCGUUAGGCGGCUUGUUCAAAAAUUGUAAAAUAAAUGUUUCGAAGAAAAAGUCCUGUUAAAAACAUUUAAGAUUAAAAGUUUUCAGUAUGCCGAGGAAAAGAACAACACGUGCACAAAAUACUCGUGCGACACCAAAGUUAAAACAUCUCGAAGAUGAGCUUGUAAAUGGUAUGUCAGUUGAAGAAAGAAAAUCUAAAUUAGAUGGCCUUAUCAAAGACUUUGAUUACAAUGUUGAGAAUGUCUGCAGGCAGUAUGAAGAGGAAAGAGAAAUUCUCCUGAAAGAAAUUGAGAAACAUUUCUACCACAUACGAUGUCAACUCUCACCGAUGGAGUUACAAAUGACUGUGGAGCAAUACCUAGAUUUUACACUGUCUGAAGAUGCUGAGAAGGAAGAUACGGUCACUAUGCCACUCAGUACAACUUCACAUAUCACAUCCUCUUUACAAAACAGUAAAAAUGCCCUGAGUCGAUACCGAUCUAAACAGACUAUAGAGACUAUACCAGAAGAGGGAGGUACAGGGGUGCCCCAAACUAAUAGUAAAAGGGGUAGAAAAAAACCAGUUGGCAAUAAAGGACAGGGUGUCUCGUUCAUUGCUCCGCAGCCUUUGUCAGCAGUUCAUAACAGUUAUAUCACACCAGCUUCACAAAGAAACAUAGCAACAACUGGUUGGGGAGCAACUCCACUUGUCACACCAAAGUUUGAUCCCAGAUUGCCCAUCACACCAGCUAAUUCACGUCGACUAAAACCUGGUGAAGUUGUCAUGUCUCUGGCAGGAAGUCCUGUCAAUGCAGAAAAUAACAGCAGGAGUAGAACACUAGUGUUAAAUAAUGGUGAGGAGAUAGAUAUAGAGAUACCUGAUCGUGCCAACAUUGACAGUCUUAUGUCAACACUUAGAGACAUCAUGAAGAAAGGGCAAGAUGCUCAAUCAUAAUAAUUGUGCACAUUUUUAAAAAGGGUAUAAAGCUAUAAAUGGGUAAAUGAACGAAAAUGUGUAAAUCUGUAACUCCUGAAAUAUAUAUAAAAAAUUCAAAACAUGUAAAGUCCUGUUGUUAAAUUUCAAAAAUUUUGUUUUCAUAUUCAUGAUGUUUUCAUAUUCUUAUGGUUAUAUCUUAAGAGUUUUAACACUUAUCCAGCUGGAACUUGAAAGUGAUUAGUCUUUGCCACUAGUAUAGAACCAGGCCAGCCCGUACAUCUGUGCAGUCUGACCAGGCUCUAUACAUUUGGUUAAUUGAUUUAGGGC